UGCCAAGACUCAAAAUCACACCUUUUUCUAAAAAUAAAAAUAAAUGGAAAAGAUUCAUUAUCUAAAUGCUUUUUAUUUACAAGACUCAAGAAAGUCCAAGUUAAGUAUGUGAUAACACAAUGUCUUGAGAACACCAGCUUUCCUUUUUUUUUUACUGAUAUUUGAGUUGUUGAUGAAAAAUCCACAAUAGUCCACCAAAUGCUGAUAUUAACCUUUAAACAAAACUUACUGUUAAAAUUUACUGGAUUUUAAUUAAUUUUUUCAAGAUCAAUUAUGUUUUUAAAGGUAGCAAUAAUGGUCCUGAGGGGAAAAUAAGGGUGUUGAGUGUUUUUAACAACACAUUUCACUUUAAAGUCUGUCUGUGGAGAUUGUGAACCAAAAGAGGGUCUUAACUGGAAUAUAAAAUGCUUUUUAUCUUGGUCCUGCAGAAGUGAAGACAGAAUAUUAAAAAACUGUGUGAAACAAAAGUGGACACAGAAUCUGGCAUGACUCAGUGUUUUCAGUUUGUUUCUAUUUCCAGUGUGUUCUGCUCACCGGUGAAUGGCGGUCCAGUAAAGGUGCCCCCAUUGUAUGUUUCAAUCUUUGUCCCACUGUACAUUCAAAGCCUUUAUUCACAUACAGUGCGAUGGCAGUUUCUGACAGUUAACAAAUAUAUUUGGUCAGCUCAUCCUGUCCUUAUACAGCUCAAAAGACCAGAUAGCAUCCAGCACCUUGAAAAUAAAGUUAUGCAAAUCGCCUCUGCUGAAGUUUUUCCAGUGUUGAGUCGUGAAGGUUCAAAUUUUCUAAAGAAAUGGGGGACUGGUCCAUUCUUGGUCGCUUCCUGACAGAGGUUCAGAACCAUUCCACAGUGAUCGGCAAGAUUUGGCUAACAAUGCUGCUCAUCUUCCGCAUCAUGCUUGUAGCUCUGGUGGGAGAUGCCGUCUAUAGUGACGAACAGUCCAAGUUCACCUGCAACACCCUACAGCCCGGCUGCAGUAACGUCUGCUAUGACACCUUUGCUCCCGUCUCUCAUCUGCGUUUCUGGGUCUUUCAAAUUGUUCUUGUGUCCACACCUUCCAUUUUCUACAUUGUUUAUGUUUUGCAAAAAAUUACAAAGAAAGAGAAGUCAGAGGUCAGGAAAGCUUACGUGGUUUCCAGGGUCUUGAAUUUGCAGGAAAGAUGUGCACACCUGGAAAUGGAUGGAGAAAAAGUCCUGAAAGCUGGAAAUCUUUCUGAUGCUACAUGUAAUGAUGACGACUGGAGCUCACAGGAGGAUGAGUAUGAGGACAGAAGCCAACUAGAAGGAGAAAUGAGAGAAGUACGGGAGGACCCAACCGAGCUCUCAAACAAAGUGCUUCUUAUCUACAUCAUACAUGUCGUUCUGCGGUCCAUCAUGGAGAUAAUCUUCCUCAUUGGGCAGUACUGCCUCUUCGGGUUUGAAGUUCCACAUCUGUUUCGCUGUGAGACCUAUCCUUGUCCCAACAGAACUGACUGCUUUGUGUCCCGAGCAACAGAGAAGACUAUUUUUCUGAACUUCAUGUUCAGUGUCAGUCUUGGUUGCUUUGUUCUCAACAUUGUGGAGCUGCAUUAUUUGGGCUGGAUUUAUAUUUUCCGAGUGCUCUUGUCCGCCUGCUGCACGUGCUGUGAGUCAAACCGAGAACACGGGCAGCAGAUGGAGCUGUACUCCUUCAGUAACCCUCUGCUGCUGGAGCUCAGACAUUCGUUACGAGGAAGAGUCGUCCUGCAGACCUCUGCUACCAUGUCCAGGGACAGGAGCAUCAGUGUCCCAAACCAGGCUGCAGCCAUUUCCUUUGAGACAGACUCUGUUUUAGAGUGCUCCACAAAGAGAAAUCCAGAUGAAAAGGAACGCACAAAAACCAGACUGCACAACAUGGCCAAAGGAGGAAGAGGAAAAAAGUCCUGGCUUUGAGUUUUUCAAACUUUACUCUUGUUAAUUUCUCAAAUUGUUAUAGUUGUGCUGACAGGGUACUGACCUUUAGGAUGACUGGAGAACUGACCCCUAAGAUCAGCAUCCUGUGAAAACUUUUUUUUUUUUUUAAUGCAAAUAUUUUGUUUGGAAGAAACACUUUUGGCUAACAUUACAUUUCGAAUGACUGAAAAUGUAGAAGUUUGAAAAAAAAUGUCUUGGAAUUUGUUUAAAUCACUUCAUGAUUCCAGUUUUUUUGUGCUUAGCAUGAAACAAUAAAGACAAUUAGGCAAAUGAAUGAAUUAAAAAAAAGAAUUAAUUCAAAAUUGAGAGACACAGAAUCCAAAGUCAUUUGCUAAAUUGAAUUCAUAUUAAUCAACCAGUCACUUUAUUUAUCUAGUACUAUUCACCAACAUGCUGAAGAACACAAGAUGGUUAGCAAAAAAAUAAAAAUAAAAAAAAUAUAGACAUUAGUGAUAACAAUUAAAAGUAAUAAAACACAUACAAUUAAAAGCAACAGCAAUUAAAAAACAUAUCUAAAAAAGACAGAAACAAUGUGGUUAAAAUUUGAGGAGGCACUGCAUAGAUUUAAAGAUAGACAGAGUAAAAACAAAAACAUGAUAAAUCAUAAAAGUUAUAAAAUACCUAGAAGCCAAAUAAAUGAAUACACAAAUAAAAAAAUAAAUUGAUAAAUUGAGUUGACUUGUCUUUAAUUUACAUUAAAGAUCUCCACAUAAGACACCAAGGAUAUUAUCAACAAUCUCAGAACUCCUGCAACCAAUGCAGUUCAUAGAUGGAGCAAGCCCAUUUCAAAUGAUCUGUUACAGUUAUCCAAAAAAA
Oryzias melastigma (Indian medaka) is the source of this 2746-nucleotide messenger RNA. RefSeq names its product gap junction delta-2 protein. The record is from RefSeq and is a predicted model, not a curated record. Gene Ontology annotation, biological process: cell communication. The transcript has 2 exons. The coding region runs from base 791 to 1909 and encodes 372 amino acids. Gene Ontology annotation, cellular component: connexin complex. NCBI's taxonomy places the organism in Eukaryota, Metazoa, Chordata, Actinopteri, Beloniformes, Adrianichthyidae.